Symbiodinium sp. CCMP2592 is the source of this 2103-nucleotide messenger RNA. The record is from the annotation of a GenBank genome assembly. Lineage: Eukaryota; Dinophyceae; Suessiales; Symbiodiniaceae.
AUGGCUACCAGGUCGUCGACGGCGGGUUUCCCAGAGCGAGGAGGCACGGCCCUGCCACAGGGCCUGCGCAGCACCGCUCGCCUUCUUUACGAGCCGUCUGUCUCGACUCCGGAGGAGGAGAUCCCGAAGCAGAGACACUGCUUCGGCCGCCUCUGCCGCCGCUUUCGCCGCUUUCGGCGGCGGCUCUGGCGGGGCUUCCGGAACGAGGUGAAGGGAUGCUGUGGGAAGACAGUGACGGGGAAGGCCCUCUACUUCGUGUUCACCCGGCACCCCGACCAAGUGCGCGAAAGCCUGUGGAAUUCAAUGCGUGGCAUCCUCGAUGCCUGGUUCGCCAAAGAUGGAGGGGGGGCAUAUGCCAAGCGCAGCAAGAAGCAGCGCCGCAAAGGGGUACAGCUGGCAGGGAAGAAGUCGGGUGCCGAGGGCCCGGGCUUUGGCAUCCACUGCUUCAUCAUCAACAAUUCUGGCAACAUUGAUGACUUCUACCAGGUGCACGAGGAGGUCAAUGCUGGCGGAUCGGCCCAGGUGUUCAGGGCCGUAGAGCUGGCAACCAAGGCCGUGCGGGCCGUGAAGCGGAUUGCCAAGAAGAGUGCCGGAGAGAUUGCACGUGUCAUCCAGGAGGUGGCCAUCAUGAAGACCUUGGACCACCCCAACAUCGUCAAGCUCUUCGAAACAUUCGAGGACGACGACUAUUUGUAUCUGGUUCUUGAGUACUGUGCUGGCGGUGACGUGCUCGACAACCUGCUCUCCAACGGCAUAAUGGACGAGUUGGCGGCCGCUAUGGUCAUGCGAGGAAUGCUUUCCGCGCUAAACUACCUCAAUGCCAACGGCUACGUCCACCGCGACCUGAAGCCGGAAAACAUCAUGUACAAGGCGGACAGGGCCGAGAGCAUGGUCUCACAGCUUCGCCUGGUCGACUUUGGCUACUCGUGCAGAGCACCCGAUGAGGGCAAAUCGCUUAAAACCAAAGUGGGCAGCCCGUAUUACGUGGCCCCAGAAGUCCUCUCCGGCAGCUACGGACGCGAGUGCGACAUCUGGAGUCUUGGAGCUCUGUGCUUCCUGCUGCUGUCUGGAGUCCCCCCCUUUUUUGGAGAGAGUGAUGCGGAAACCCUGCGCUUGGUCAACGCUGGGAGGUUCGUCUUCCCUUCCAGCCAAUGGCACGGAGUCUCCAAAGGCUGCAAGCACUUCAUCCGGCGAUGCCUCCAGGUCGAGUUGGACAAGCGGCUCACCGUGACAGAGGCGUUGGAUCAUCCAUGGCUGAAGCACAAAUUCCGCGGCAAGGUCAUUCAUCUUCGGGACGAGACCGUCGAGCGCCUUGUGUCUUUCUCCCAGUACCACGAUCUUCGCAGAGCCGCCAUGCUGGCAGUGGCCUUCCACAUGGAUGCCGAGGACCUGCACCAGCUUCGCGAGCUCUUUCGCGGAUUGGACCUCAAUGGCGACGGGCUCCUCACGACCCAGGAGUUCAGCACUGGCGUCAGAUCUCUCGGUGUCGAUGCUGAGCUACUCGACGAGAUGAUCCGCUGUUUGGAUGCCGACCACUCUGGCGUCAUCGACUACACGGAAUUCCUUGCUGCCACGUUGGAGAAGCCUAUGUACAUCGACAACCAUGCCGUCAUGCUUCGUGCGUUUCGUAGUUUCGACCAAGACGACAGCGGAGGGCUCACGGCCCAGGAGGUCGCGGAGACGAUCGACUUGGAAGAAAGCCUCGAACAGGUGGAGCGCAUCUUUGAAGAGGUCGAUGUGAAUCGUGACGGUGUGAUGGACUACGGCGAAUUCUACAACAUGCUGAAGACUGAGAAGGUGCGAACGGCCGAUGCCUUCGGUUCACAUGACGCCGAAGAUGCUAUGCUCGAAGCGCAGGAAUCCGCUGCCGGCAAGGCAGUGAGCUUUGGAGCGGAGGGCGAUGCUGCAUCUCAGGAAUCCGAAGAGGAGCACGUGGAGGCGGAUUCGGCCGAAGGCGACGAGGAGGCAAGUGACGCCAGCGAGGCGAGCAGCAAGGGAAGCCAGGACGGAGGUGACGAGACUGCUGCGGGACUGGAGGACCACUCGGCCGAGAGUCCGGCCGCUGGUUCCGCUGGCUCCAAGGAGGAGAACAAGCCUGACUGA